AUGAAAAGAUAAAUAUUAAAUGAACAUUUACAAAUGAAAAAGAACAAGAGUUGUUAAAUUUCCAGAUCCUAACAGAAUGAAUUUUCACUAGAAAGAAUACAAAGUAUAUCGUAGAACAAAAGAAGUUCUGAUAAAGGGUCUAUGUAAAUUGUUGAGAUGUGGAGCAAGAAGAUGAAAAAACAAUGUGACAGUUAUUUAGAGGUGCUCAAAUAGAAACAAUAACAAGAGAUAAUGAAAUUGAAUCAUGUUCCACCAAUAAUGUUGAAGAAUAUCGAUGUCAUGAAACGCAGCGAUAAAACCACUCUUCCAAGAUCAAGGAUUACAUCUUUCAAUUAGCAGGACCCAAAUUUAAGAUCCCAUAAGGAAGUCAUUCAGAAAAAUGAAGAUCCAAUUGGAACUUCAAUUUUUAGCAAUUCUGGGAGGUCAAAUGCCUAACCUUUCUUUUUCUAAAGGCUUAAACUAUCACCAAUUCGAGAAGUUCAAAAUUGCAUCGAUUAAUGUGAUACUCUUCUCCAAGAUGUCUAAAGUAUUAGUAAGGAGUUUUAUUAGCCUAAACAAGAUAGGUUUAAAUUGUAUGCCUAAAAAAGAUAAAAAGAGAAACUCAAGGAAAUGUUUUUAUUAAGAAGAUUAUAGUGA
Molecule: messenger RNA, 636 nt
Organism: Paramecium tetraurelia
Lineage: Eukaryota; Ciliophora; Oligohymenophorea; Peniculida; Parameciidae
Exons: 3
Source: RefSeq, a predicted model, not a curated record